Molecule: messenger RNA, 791 nt
Organism: Panicum hallii
Lineage: Eukaryota; Viridiplantae; Streptophyta; Magnoliopsida; Poales; Poaceae
Product: agamous-like MADS-box protein AGL62
Exons: 1
Coding region: 103-744 (213 amino acids)
Biological process (GO): regulation of transcription by RNA polymerase II
Molecular function (GO): RNA polymerase II cis-regulatory region sequence-specific DNA binding; protein dimerization activity; DNA-binding transcription factor activity, RNA polymerase II-specific
Source: RefSeq, a predicted model, not a curated record
CUCCUCCGUUCCUUCCAUAGCACAGAGCGCGUCGCAUUGGAGCGAAGCAGAGGAAGCAAGAAGCAGAGCAGCAGGAGCCGCGUCGUGUUGCGUUGCGCGACGAUGGUGAAGCCGGAGGGGAAGAAGACGAAGGGGAAGCAGGUCAUCGAGAUCCGGCGCAUCGAGAACAAGGAGCGCCGGCAGGUCACCUUCUCCAAGCGCAAGGCCGGGGUGCUCAAGAAGGCAUCCGAGCUCAGCCUGCUCUGCGGCGCGCACGCCGCCGUCGUCAUCUUCUCCAAGAAGCAGGAGCUGCCCCAGGGCGGCGGCGAGGCAGGCAGGGCCAGCGGCGGCGGGAACGUGCUCGCGAUGGGCACCCCCUCCGUCGACCACGUCCUCCGCCGCUUCGCCCCGCUCCCCGGCGACGCGUACCUCCCGGCGCUCGAGGACGUGGGCGGCGCCGCCGAGCGCGCGACGGUGGAGGCCACGGUGCGGCAGACGGAGGAGACCAAGGCGCGCGUGGCCGCGGAGGCGGCGCGCAUGAGCGCCAUCGGGGCCAUGGUGCUCACGGCAGUCCCGGCGGGCCGGGAGCGGUUCUGGUGGGAGGCCGACGUGGAGGCGCUCGGGGAGGCGGAGCUGCCGGAGUUCGCCAGGGCGCUCCAGCGGCUCAGGGACUACGUGCGGCGCCACGCCGGCAAGCUGCAACCCUCUGCCGCGCCGGCCGGCACGGACGGGGCAGGGCAGCCUCAAGCUAGCCUGAAUGUCUGAUGAUUCUUCGUCACUACCGAUUAGCUUGUAAUUUGAAUUUUGCAGAU